Penicillium psychrosexuale is the source of this 1931-nucleotide messenger RNA. It is a transcript of the gene bbp, whose product is annotated as putative zinc knuckle transcription factor/splicing factor MSL5/ZFM1. Bases 12 to 1931 code for a protein of 639 amino acids. The transcript is spliced from 7 exons. Gene Ontology annotation, molecular function: zinc ion binding; mRNA binding. The record is from RefSeq and is a predicted model, not a curated record. Gene Ontology annotation, biological process: regulation of mRNA splicing, via spliceosome. Gene Ontology annotation, cellular component: nucleus. NCBI's taxonomy places the organism in Eukaryota, Fungi, Ascomycota, Eurotiomycetes, Eurotiales, Aspergillaceae.
AAGCAGCAGUCAUGGCUUGGCGCAACCAGGGAAUAACUGGCUCCAACAACAUCCCGCUUGGCCGGCGACGCAUGGGCGGCGAGGAUGGAGAGGAGGAAAGUCGCACUGUGACCCCUUCUUCUAUCCCCUCUUCGUCUAUGGGUCCCGAUGGUCCAAAGCGUGGGCGUAGCCCUGUUCGAGCCGAUCCAGCUCCCUUGAACACCGAUGGCGAUGGCAAGAGGCGCAAGAAGCGCAACCGCUGGGGUGACCAACAAGAGAAUAAGGCUGCCGGUCUUAUGGGCCUGCCGACUAUGAUCAUGGCGAACUUCACCAGCGAGCAGCUUGAAGCUUAUACGCUUCACCUUCGUAUUGAGGAAAUCAGCCAGAAGCUUCGAAUCAACGACGUGGUCCCCGCCGAUGGUGACAGAUCUCCCUCGCCACCUCCUCAGUACGACAACUUCGGAAGACGUGUGAACACUCGCGAGUACCGUUAUCGCAAGCGUCUUGAGGACGAACGUCAUAAACUGGUCGAGAAGGCCAUCAAGACCAUCCCUAACUACAACCCGCCUUCUGACUACAGACGCCCCACCAAGACCCAGGAGAAGGUCUACGUCCCCGUGAAUGACUAUCCAGAGAUUAACUUCAUUGGCUUACUCAUAGGACCUCGUGGAAACACCUUGAAAAAGAUGGAGACCGAGUCCGGUGCCAAGAUUGCCAUUCGAGGCAAAGGCUCCGUCAAAGAAGGAAAGGGUCGGUCUGACGCCGCUCACGGUAGCAACCAGGAAGAAGACCUGCACUGUCUGAUUAUGGCGGACACCGAAGAAAAGGUUAACAAGGCCAAGAAGCUUGUCCACAAUGUCAUUGAAACAGCCGCAUCCAUCCCUGAAGGCCAGAACGAGCUCAAGCGCAACCAACUUCGUGAGCUGGCUGCUCUUAACGGUACCCUUCGUGACGACGAGAACCAGGCUUGCCAGAACUGUGGUCAAAUUGGACACCGUAAGUAUGACUGCCCCGAGCAGCGUAACUUCACUGCGAAUAUCAUCUGUCGUGUCUGUGGCAAUGCUGGCCAUAUGGCUCGUGAUUGUCCUGACCGCCAGAGAGGCAGUGACUGGCGUAACGCCGGCGGCCCACGUGGCGAUCGUGCUGUUGGCACUGGUGAUGCCGUGGAUCGCGAGAUGGAGCAACUGAUGAAUGAAUUGUCUGGUGGUGCUCCUGGCGAAUACGAGCCCCGUCGCAUUGAAGCCGGUCCCGACAGUGGCAAUGGCCGUCCCGACGACCGUGAUGUGAAGCCCUGGCAGCAGCGUGGACCGCCGCCCCAAAGCGAUGUGGCUCCAUGGCAACAGCGCCGAGACCCUCGCCCUCGUGACGACUACGGAUCCCGCGAUAACUAUGGAUCCCGCGACAAUCAUGGACCUCGUGACGACUAUGGAUCUCGCAGCCAGGGUGGUCCUGCCCCUUGGGCUGCGCAGGGCCAACCCCAAGGUCCACCCCAAACCCGCGACUACGCUUACGGAUCUCAAGGCGGUUAUGCUGCUCCUGGUGUUGCUCCGGGUGCUGCUCCUUGGCAGCAACCGGCCCCUCCUGGCGGACAGCAGCCUGCCUAUGGUGGUGGUUAUGGUGGAUACGGGUAUGCGGCUUAUCCUCCUGGCAUGGGAGCUCCUGGUGCUGCCCCCCUGGUAUGGGCGCACCUCCUCCCCCUCCUGGUAUGGCUCCAAUGUACCCCGGAGGUGCCGGCAGUCCUCCUCCUCCGCCCCCGCCUGGCGAUGCUCCGCCUCCGCCGCCUCCAAGCGACCUGCCUCCCCCACCCCCACCCCCACAGUGAUGACCUCGCCUUCCCAGCGAAGAAAAAAGAUCUCAAUUCAAAUAGUUUGUUCAUGCGUGAAGAAAUUGGCUAUGGAGGCUUUGAAAGACAAUCCAACGAGGAUUUAUUUCAGAAGCCCACGGCUCGCUAA